AUGGUGAAGUUCGCACCCUUGUCCGUGCCGUGGGAGCGCAGACUGCAGACCUUUGUGGUUCUGCAGUGGAUUUUCUCCUUUGUGGUCCUGGCCCAGAUCUGCAUUGCUGUCUUCAUAGGCCUCCUGUUCACAAGAUUCUGGAUCUUCAGUGUCCUGUAUGCAGUCUGGUGGUACCUGGAUCUAUCCAAGCCGUGGCAGGGGGGCAGGCGCAUUGAGGCCUUAAGGCGCUGCGUCAUAUGGAGGUACAUGAAGGACUAUUUCCCCAUCUCGCUGGUCAAGACUGCCUAUCUGGACCCCUCCCGGAACUACCUCGCUGGUUUCCACCCCCAUGGGAUUCUGGCCACUGGAGCUUUUACCAACCUGUGCACAGAGAGCACUGGUUUUUCCUCACUGUUCCCUGGCAUCCGCCCACAUCUGAUGAUGCUGAACUUGUGGUUCUGGUCUCCUUUCUUCAGGGAUUACAUCAUGUCAGGGGGGCUGGUCCCAGUAGACAAGGAGAGCGCUGCUCACAUUCUGAGCAGGAAAGAAGGCGGCAACCUCAUGGCCAUCAUUGUUGGGGGCGUCCAGGAGGCACUGGAUGCCAGGCCUGGAGCCUACAAGCUGGUGCUGCGGAACCGCAAGGGCUUCAUCAGGCUCGCCCUGACGCACGGAGCAGCUCUGGUGCCGAUCUUCUCCUUUGGGGAGAAUGACAUAUAUGACCAGGUUGAGAAUUCUCCUGACACCUGGUUGUGCUGGUUCCAGGAUGGACUUCAGAAGAUCAUGGGAGGCUCCAUCCCUCUCUUCUAUGGCCAUGGAGUCUUCCAGUACAGCUUUGGUCUUAUGCCCUACCGCCGGCGCAUCACCACCAUGGUGGGGAAGCCCAUCGAGGUGCAGAAGAUGCCACAUUCCUCCCAGGAGGAGGUGGACAGGCUGCACCAGUGCUACAUGCAGAAGCUGGAAAAUCUCUUUGAAGCCCACAAGCUCAAGUACAACAUCUCCAGAGACCAACACUUGGAGUUCUACUGA
Rangifer tarandus platyrhynchus (Svalbard reindeer) is the source of this 1005-nucleotide messenger RNA. The record is from the annotation of a GenBank genome assembly. NCBI's taxonomy places the organism in Eukaryota, Metazoa, Chordata, Mammalia, Artiodactyla, Cervidae.